CCACUCUCCGCUUCACUCCACUGCGUCGCCAGCUCACCACCGUACGUUUCUCUCGAGCUUCGGACAACGGUCGAAAAAUAUCGAAUCGGAAGCGUGCGCGAAUGCGCCCCUUAUUAGGGUUCCGAGAAGAAGAAGAAGAAGAAAAAGAAGAAGAAGAAGCAGUAGUAACUAAAAGCUUCGAAGCUUCUCCUUAAGCUUCUUUAAUGGCGAUGGGGGUCGCUGUUGCGGUGCCGAUCCUCCUCUUCUCGCUCUUCGUUGGGCUCUCGGAAUGUAGCAAAAUUGGGGUUUGUUACGGGCGCAAUGCCGACGACCUUCCGACCCCGGACAAGGUCGCCCAAUUGGUCCAACAGCACUCCAUCAAAUACGUCAGAAUCUACGACUCGAACAUCCAGGUCAUCAAGGCCUUCGCCAACACCGGCGUGGAGCUCAUGGUCGGCGUCCCAAACUCCGACCUCCUCCCUUUCGCUCAGUACCAAUCGAACGUCGACACUUGGCUUAAAAACAGCAUCCUCCCUUACUACCCUGCCGCCGCGAUCACCUACAUCACCGUGGGCGCCGAAGUGACCGAAAGCCCGAAUAAUGUAUCCGCCCUCGUCGUCCCGGCGAUGACUAAUGUUCUCACGGCUUUAAAGAAAGUUGGGCUGCAUAAGAGAAUCAGAGUCUCGAGCACUCAUUCGCUGGGAAUUCUUUCUCGGUCGUUCCCGCCUUCUGCCGGAGCCUUUAAUAGUAGCUACGCGUAUUUUCUUAAGCCCAUGUUGGAGUUCCUCGUGGAGAAUCAAUCCCCUUUCAUGGUGGAUAUUUAUCCCUAUUAUGCCUAUAGAGACUCGCCUAGCAAUGUUUCCUUAAGCUAUGCGUUGUUCUCGCCGACGGCUCCGAAUGUCAUCGAUCCCAAUACGGGAUUGGUUUACACGAACUUGUUCGAUGCCCAAUUGGAUUCCAUCUUCUUCGCACUCAUGGCGCUAAACUUCAAGACUCUGAAGAUUAUGGUCACGGAAACCGGGUGGCCCAGUAAGGGUGCGGCUAGAGAGACAGCGGCGACCGCAGAUAAUGCACAAACUUACAACACUAAUCUGAUACGCCAUGUGAUUAAUGACACGGGAACUCCCGCAAAGCCUGGGGAGGAGAUCGACGUCUACUUAUUUUCACUGUUCAAUGAGAAUAGGAAACCCGGGAUGGAAUCCGAGAGGAAUUGGGGGCUAUUUUACCCUGACCAGACUAGUGUGUACAGUCUCGAUUGGACGGGUAAAGGAAAUGUGGAUAUCGCGACAGGGGCCAAUAUUACGAGUUCGAACGAGACGUGGUGUGUGGCUUCAAGUAAUGCCUCGGAGGCAGAUUUGCAGAAUGCGUUGAAUUGGGCUUGUGGGUCUGGGAAUGUUGAUUGCUCUCCUAUUCAGCCGAGCCAGCCUUGUUACCAGCCUGAUACUUUGGCUUCUCACGCCUCCUACGCUUUUAAUAGCUAUUACCAGCAGAAUGGGGCGACUGAUGUGGCUUGUAGCUUUGGUGGUGCGGGAGUGAGAACUACGAAAGACCCAAGUUAUGAUUCUUGCAUCUAUCUAACUUCUGGCAAAAUGAGCAGCGCGAAUUCUACAGCUUCCCCUGUUUCGUCAAGAGCGCAAGGCUCUACCGCAUCGCAACUAGUCAAAGGCCUAAUCGCCACGUUGCCCCUUUGCGUUCUUGCUAUUCUCCGUAACGUCUUCUAAAAGACCAUCAUGGGCUUCGGAAGCUACUCGAUUUAUGAGCUUUUCCACCGAGCAAAAUGUAUGAAAAAGAUGGCCGUAAAGAAUUUUGUCCUUGCGGGUGCGGUAUAUUGUAAUAUUUUCUGGGUAAUUUAUAAUGUAUGUACAUUCAUCUCGAACUGCGCGGUAUUUGGCACUAGUUAUUAAUUGUAGAUCUAUUGAUGUUCCUUCAACAUGUGCUAUCUUAGUAUUACAUAUGUCCGUGAUGAUGCCAAGUUUUUUUGAA
Messenger RNA from Ananas comosus (pineapple), 1962 nucleotides. RefSeq names its product glucan endo-1,3-beta-glucosidase 13. The transcript has 4 exons. Bases 204 to 1700 code for a protein of 498 amino acids. Gene Ontology annotation, biological process: carbohydrate metabolic process. Gene Ontology annotation, molecular function: hydrolase activity, hydrolyzing O-glycosyl compounds. Lineage: Eukaryota; Viridiplantae; Streptophyta; Magnoliopsida; Poales; Bromeliaceae. Gene Ontology annotation, cellular component: plasma membrane. The record is from RefSeq and is a predicted model, not a curated record.